Molecule: messenger RNA, 2007 nt
Organism: Mixia osmundae IAM 14324
Lineage: Eukaryota; Fungi; Basidiomycota; Mixiomycetes; Mixiales; Mixiaceae
Exons: 2
Coding region: 1-2007 (668 amino acids)
Source: RefSeq, a predicted model, not a curated record
AUGGCAGUGCUGGCUGUGUAUGUACUUGCCAGCAUCGCCCUAGGACUCAUUGCAACGAGCCGGAUCAAUGACUACGGUAGCCCGAAUGUCGUACCCUGGGCCACGCCAAUCUCUCUGCUGCUGAUAACAGCCCUGCAUCGCCUUUGGCCACAGCACAGAGAUCAGCAAUUCGAGACUACAUCAACCAACAGGCUCAAUUCGCUGGCAGGAGCCGCGUUCGGGAUAUGCUCGACGCUCGCUGUCUUCGGUCUAUCAGAACAAGGGUCCAUUGCGAGCCAAGCCAUCGACGUCGCACUGCUCGUGCCUGCUCUCUCCAUCAUCGCUCUGGUACACGGAAGCACGAGAGACGAAUGGAGCUGGGCGAGGUUGACAAUCGCGUCUUUGUUCGUCAGCUGGCCCAGAAGCAGCUACAGCACCGACUGGCUAAAUCUGACCAGCCACACUCUGUUCAAGCUAGGCAGUCUAUCUUCGAUUGUGCUACUCGAUCAGGCUCUCAUGCACAAUUUCCUCAGCAUCGCUACCCUAGCCUCUUUCGCAAUGGCUAUACCAUUUGCUGCAAGAUCGAGCACUGCUGUUGACCGUGUUUCUCUAUUGCCUGCACUCAUGGCAACGUCCCUCGCAACUAUACAAUUAGGCUGUACACUCAUCAUGACGAUAACACUGCGCGAUCUGUUCGAUCUGCAGCUGGCGAGCUAUGCUGUCCUGUUCGGAACGCUUCUGUUCUCGAAUCUGCGCGAUGGCGCUACGCUUAUCAUGCUUGCUUGCACUGCAAUCGGUACAUUCAUUAGUCUAUGGCCGCGCUACCUGCCGCGCGCAACACAGAGCGAGCACCAUUUGACCGAAGCAUCACUUAGCUUGCUCCCGAUGGCUGCACACUACAUCGAUCCGCCAAGCGACUUGAGCCAUUCUCGCGUCCACUCCAGUGACACAUUGACGGCAAUAGAUGACUCGACCUAUCUAGAAGAUCUUAAAGUACCUCAAAUAUCCCCACGACUGUCGAUUCAGCCAUCUUUGCUGCUGAUGAUCUGUCUCGUGCUGAUGUCGUUGUGGCCGCUGACGGGCUGGGUAGCACAUGACACUAGCAAAUGCGAGACCAGUCCCUGCCAUUCAUAUUCGCUCGGACACCACUGGCACGCGCAAUUGACUCCGCACAAGCAUAUGCCUGAUCACGCCACGACAAAAGGUUCACUCGAUAUCGUCAUCGCGUUCUACGAAGAGAAUCCGGCAGACCUGCUCGACGAGCUGGACGUGAUCAGGACGACGGUGCAUCCUCUGGGACUGACCUUGCGCACCUUCAUCUAUGUCAAAUCUGAUCGAAUCGAUCUCACAGAGCUUAAGCAUAUCAGCAGAGCAGACCAUGUACAAGUCUUGGCCAAUCGCGGCAGAGAAGGCGGUACAUUUCUGCAGCACAUCAUCAGACGACACACAGCAGACGGUCGCAACUUUGCAGAUCAUACACUGUUCUCCCAGGCACAUCUCACGAGUCACGAGAUUGCCCUGCCUCGGCUCGCUGCCUUUUCACCUCACGAUACAGGAUAUCUGCAUCUAGCACCCUAUGUCGCGUCUUCCUGUGGCUUCGAUCAUGUCAUCAACACGACCUUUCCACGUCUGCGCGAGACGUUCAAUAUGCUCAGCGGGGACGCAUACUGUCACGGCCAGCAGCUGACAGCAUGGAAAGCCCAAUUCAUUGUGAGCCGGCGAAGGAUUGCGUCUCGCCCUCUACGGCAUUACAAGCAGCUCGAGGAGCUCGUCAAUGCACCGCAUUCGCAUCCCUUCAUAUUUGACGACCCACCGCCGCCAGAUUGGAGCUAUUGGGGCGGACCCAUAUCGCCUUCGAAUCCACUUUUUGGUCACGCACUAGAACGAUCCUGGCCUGCCAUAUUCAAUUGCUCCGAUGCGACCAUUGCCUCGCAAUGCAACGAUAAGAGCGCUGAUCCUGAGUUAUGUCAAUGUCACGAUCGGCGCUCAAUCACAUCGUUUGCACCUCCCCCAGCAAGGCCGUUGUAA